UUCAUUCAGAUGAGAGCACAAAAUUUACGUUUUUUUAAAUCACACUCACCAUGCCUCUUAUAUAUUAUGAUCGCACUAUUAACUCUCCCCAGGAGCUCAUCAUGGCAGGACUGCGGGACUUAACCACGGGCUCCUCCCUUCGCGAUCUGGCCACCUUCGUGACGAGGAAGACGGGCUUUCCGGGCGAAGUCUGCUUGAAGGUAAUCAUGGAGGCCCUCGAGGAGGCCAUGGCUUGCAAGACCAUACGGCAAAUAGACGGGCUCUUCUACGACAUACCGCCGAAACCGCCCCGUUUGCCCGCUCGACAAAAAUUUAAAAUACCGCAACCAAAGCCGGCGAACGACUGCUGGGAUAAUUAAUUCAUAAUGCCGAGAGUAUCUGCUCGAGUGGCCAAGAAGAGCAGAGCAAACACUUUA
This is a messenger RNA of Drosophila rhopaloa, 416 nucleotides long. RefSeq lists its product as uncharacterized. NCBI's taxonomy places the organism in Eukaryota, Metazoa, Arthropoda, Insecta, Diptera, Drosophilidae. The transcript has a single exon. The coding region runs from base 51 to 359 and encodes 102 amino acids. The record is from RefSeq and is a predicted model, not a curated record.